Messenger RNA from Colletotrichum godetiae, 3118 nucleotides. RefSeq lists its product as uncharacterized. The record is from RefSeq and is a predicted model, not a curated record. Lineage: Eukaryota; Fungi; Ascomycota; Sordariomycetes; Glomerellales; Glomerellaceae. Gene Ontology annotation, molecular function: ATP binding; ATP hydrolysis activity. The coding region runs from base 129 to 2933 and encodes 934 amino acids. The transcript is spliced from 7 exons.
UUCCAGUUCCUCCCCCAGGAAUAUCAGCCGGUCUCGAGUUCCACUCUAUCACAAUAAGACUUACCAAUACCCUCUGGGGUUCUCUGUUCAGUUUGUAUAGUAUCAUGCUCAGGCAUCAUACAUAAGCCAUGUCGUUUCCAUCAGAUACAUCCCGCUUUCCAACAAUUGGAGAGCCUGGCCAAGACCGGCCGGCAAGCCCAUCAGCUAGGGGGUACUCGACCUCAGUUGGAAAUCACUCGCAUUCGGGUCCUGGCACGGAUACACGCGAGGAAAAGCAGGAAGUUUCGCAGGAUGCUGCUAGACUAUUCAUCAGCUCAACCAUUUCACGGGACGAGACUCUGAGUCAAGCCCGGCAAAAACAAAGGAUACUAUCAAACCUUAAGGAUCAAUUAACAUCUGGAAGUCUUCAACUCAACAGUUCUAGAAGGUUACAUAGCCACUCACCACUUGAGCAGCCUGAGCGUGGUAGGAUGCCACAGAACAUGGUCGGUAUUCCGCCAGAGUUCCCUCCUUCCCGGGCUCCUAUUAUAAUAUCACCCAGAUCGCGUUCAUCUUCCAGAUCACCACGUUCCAGAUCCCCUCCAUCCAAGGCAUCGAAGGACACAAAAUGGCGGAAAAUGCUAAGAUCUGAAAGGGAGAUGUCUUCGGAUGAACUUCCGAAAGAGGAGAAUGUGGGACAAGUCGAGCAACUAAGCAGCAAUAACCGUUUCCGUGGCGAUGAGAAGGGAAACGUGUUUGACCAACUAGCCCCCGAAGAAGAGAGAAGCCCCAACCAGGGUGUCAGCCUUGCCGAGACUCUCGCCUCGAUGACAGAGAAGCAUCUCGGCAUUGACGUCCUGGAUCAAAGCAGAGAGAUAUCUAACUUCGUGUCAUAUCUUCUUGACACGAUCCAGAUUCUGCAGAGUCAAGCAGACUGUCGCGAUGCUGAUAGCUCCGGGAGUGACUCUGGUAGUGACUUGCAAGAUGAAGAGUUGGUUAUCAGCAAACCUUUCGGUUAUCAAGUUGUUCAUCGAAUUUUGUGUUCAGCAAUUCUUCAUAAUCACGACGGGACACUGGGUGAAAAUGAACCAGUGAAUCGAAAGAGCAGGGCAUCUCGCAACAUGAAAUGGCUUCACGCCGAAAAGGAGAUCCUCAAUCUCCACACAUGGCUAAUUAAACGGCCAUCGCUUUGCUUCAUUGUCAUCAAAGAGCAUCGCUGCGCUCAAGAUCAGAGGGCCGAAAUUCAAAGAUUUAGAGACCGAAAUCACGUUACCCCCUCAGGCAGGCAAGAGAAACUCAGAGUUGUGUCACCCGAGCUCCUCAAGGCUUUGAGGCAGGUUGCAGAGUUUCAAAUCUACCGUGACAGUGAGCUUGGGCCUGUGCCAGAAAUGGAGGCCCCGUACCUAUUUCUGUUCCAUCACCGAAGAAAGCUAGAGGCACUAGCAGAAACCGGGUCAUUUCAAGAGGUUAUUUUGCCUUUGAUGGGAUUUCUCAAGCAACAUUACGAGGCUGAAUAUACGGAGGCCGAGGAAAUGUUUCUCCAGGGACACGUCAACGAUUACCAUAUCCACAAGUUGUUCAAGCCGAGUCAAAUGGUUCUAAAAAGACGGAAAGGAGAGCCACAAGUCGCUUUUGUGUUGGAAAAGUACAGCCUGGCUAGACAAGAAGAUAUUACACUUCAAGGCUGGAACUGGCACUACAAUGGCCACGAGUUGCAUCGAGCAAUGCAAUUUGAGGCGAUUGCAUUUGUACCUGAGGAGAGGACGAAGAUAUGUGACCUUGACAUUCACCCGGUUGAGUAUGCUAGAGAAGAAGACAUCAAAGCAUUGACUCAGAGGGGGAAUAAGUUUUGGAGCAUGAGAGAUCAAGUGUACACCUGCUAUACAGGGUGGGAAAGGGGGUCAAAACAUCAAUACGUGUCUGCAAGGUUCAUGAUAGAUACGGCAACGUACCAAAUCAUGCAUGGCCACUCUACGAACGCGGCUUCUGAACCACCGUCUAAAACUGACCCAUGGCCUAUGAGGGUCAACCGUCGAGAAGACUUGCCGCACAAAGCUGAGAUGCUACUGCCAGCCACUGUCUAUGGCUUCAAUCUCAAAGAAAAGAAAUGGGCCAAUUUGUAUGUCAAGAAUAUUCAUGAAGUGGACUGGAACUUCAAGGCAUUUGACCGUCUUGUCUUGGAUGCCAAGACCAAGGAAAUGAUCCGUGCACUCGUCGAUGUGCAGACAUCGGCAAAGAAGAUGGACGACAUCAUCACUGGGAAGGGCAACGGCCUGAUAAUACUCCUCCAUGGAAGUCCGGGGACUGGAAAGACAUUGACGGCAGAAAGUGUCGCCGAAAUCGCAGAAAAGCCGCUGUACCGAGUCACCUGUGGAGACAUUGGCACUGAUGCGCGUGAUGUGGAAAAGUACCUUGAGACAGUGAUGUACUUGGGGAAAACUUGGGAUUGCGUUCUCUUACUGGAUGAAGCAGACGUCUUUCUGGAAGAGAGAACUAUGGCAGAUUUGCAGAGAAAUAGUCUGGUAUCCGUCUUCCUACGACUCCUUGAGUAUUACGAAGGAAUUCUCAUCUUGACGUCCAAUCGCGUUGGAACCUUCGACGAGGCAUUCAAAUCUCGUAUCCAGGUGGCGAUUCACUACGAUAAUUUGACCAAGAUGUCACGUAAAGCAAUAUGGCAGAAUUUUUUCGACAUGAUUGAGGAGUCAACCGAGGAAGAUGCCAACAUGCCGGAACUAGAGAGAAGACUUGAUCAGUUGGCAUCGGAAGAGAUGAACGGCAGACAAAUCCGGAAUGCGCUGCUCACUGCGCGACAACUUGCGAAACACCGCAAAGAGCGAUUGGAUUGGGAGCAUCUGAGCCAAGUUAUCAAAACUUCUGCUGCUUUCAACAAGUACCUGAAGGCAGUGCGUGGGCAUACUGAUGAGCAGUGGGCAAGAGGGGAAUCGCUGCGUUAAGCGUAUAGAGCACAUCUGAGUGUCUUUCGAAUGAUAGAAACAACGGAAUAGUCAAUGGGUUUUUGUUUAAGCUCUUUCACUUCAACUAUGAUUAAUUAAAUGCGGCAAAGCUUAUUCCUCCAGUCCUGAAUCCACCAAAAAAACGAGGCACCGAGCGUUUUCAUAGUUGGGUUUCAGAUUUCCAC